AAUGCAACGUUGUGUCAAAAUUUCAAAGCAAUCGGUGAAUAACUUACGGAGAUCUUAGAUGAGUAACAAACAUUUUACAUUUUUAUUUAUAUAGAUGUGUGAUAGAAAUCUCUUUUCUUCAUGUGCUCAAUAUAAAAUUUAACGUCUUUGAUAUGUUUUUCAGUUUGACAUUAUCAAGAAACGCUGUUACAGAAAGAGUGUAGAAUGUCUGAUUCCGAGGAUAUUAGAGUGAGCCCGAAUGGCUCGGAAAAAUCGGCAACACAUGAUGCCGAAAUCGCUGAGACGAUGCCGACUCUGCAGAAUCAUAAUGGUGACAAGCCUGAAGAAUUCGAGAAGCUGCUUCAAUCAAUGAUAGUCACUCAUAGCGUGUCCGAAGAAGAGGAGCAGGUGCAGGAGGAAGAUAACGCGAACGAAAAGAAGAUCGUAGAAAUGGCUACUCCGGAAGCACCGCCUGACUUUCGACUCGAGUACAUCGGUGGCUUCGUGCAGAAGAGUCUGAAAUUAAAGCCGGAAAAAUGGGGAAGAUUAUUACUGACAGAGGAAUAUCGGAACGUGGUGUUAGAUUUUUUGGAUAAACCGUUACCGGUCGCGCUUUUUGUCGUUUUAACACCCAAUGCACAAUUAGUGGCAUCGUCCAGUUUUCCCAUACCAUGCCAGAGAACAAAGGGAGUUUACGCAGUCAAGGUGAAGCACGAGCCAUUACCAAAAGACAAGGAAGCAUGUUCGGCCAUGUUAAUCGUGGGAGAUUUAUCCCAUCGGAUUGUCGACCAAUUAGCUACGUUAGUAGAUAAUAUCGUUGCACCCCUUCUCACCAAACCGGAAAAUCACAAAGAUUUGCCGGAAGUAGCGGUUCACGAUAUAUGCAAGCACGUGCACGCUCUCCGUGGCACGCUGUAUCAGGUGAAAGGUCAGGUAAAUGGACGAACUGUACUACCGAUGCCAGCGGGUCUCGAAAAAGUGGCGGAAGUCGAGAGACUGGUUUCUACAGAGGGACCGCAAGCGGUUGAUUUGUAUCUGAAAAGUGCUAUAGAAGGUGUGGUGAUAAAGUGGGCUUACUUAGUGAACGAUGUGGUCACUCAUGAAUCUAGUGUCGCGUUUGAAAACGGGCAGAAUCCGACGCCCAACGUCGAGCUAGAAUAUUGGUCUACCAGAUUAGCGAAUUUGAGAUACAUUUCUGAUCAAUUGCAAGAAGACCGCGUGAAGAAGAUGGCGAUAAUUCUCGAGAAAACUGACAGCGCAUACUUUCCCUGCUUCCGUACGUUGUUCGACAAUGUUGUCUCCUCGUUAGCCGAAGCGAAGGACAUAUCGUUGUACCUGACGCCUCUGGCGAAGUGUUUCAAGUCCGUAGAAGAGAUCGACUUCGCCGAAGCUAAGCCGCUGAUGGCAACUCUGAUACACUCGCUUGGAUUAGCGUGGGCAAAGUGCAAUAGUUAUCAAAGCUCUAGCAAACUCAUCAUCAUGCUCCGACAGAUAUGUAACUUAUUGAUACAGGAGGCCUGCCGGUUUCUCGAUCCGACGUCAAUAUUCCAGAGCGACGUUGACGAAGCUCUUCAGCGCGUUAAAAUAUCGAAAGGAGUUCUGGAGGAAUUCAAAAGACAGUUUGAAUUGAGGAAGCACAUUCCCGGUUUGAAACCGGAAGCCCCACCCUGGACAUUCAAUUCGACCGCCGUCUUUACUCGUCUCGAUGCUUUCCUGAAACGACUGGCGGAUAUCGAGUGGCUCUUCGAUACCGUCCUCGAAUUUUCCAAGUUGGAGAAGAUUGAAAUAGGCGGGAUUCUCGGACGGUCCUUGAGCGUGAGGAUCAUAAGCGUGUUCAAAGAGUUCCAGCAGCUUUUCGUUUCGUUUACCGUAAGAGCCAGCGACGUUCUCGAGCCGGAUGACGAAUCUUUCGUCGUCGAUUGCACUAAGUUCUCUGAAUCCAUCACCGAUCUCGACAGCAAAUUGGCAGCGAUUCUGUGCCAGGCUUUCGACGACUGCGGCAAUCUCGAAAGCGUUUUCAAGUUGAUAAAUAUCGCCGGAUCGGUCUUGGAGCGUCCUAUCAUACGAAAGCAAUUCACUAAUCGAUACGCUAGAAUUCUCGAGCUUUUGAACAUGGAACUUUCGAUGGUGGAAGUCUUGUUUAAUCGCGGCAGCAGGGGUGCUCUGAUUAAUCUACCGCCCUUGGCUACUGCCUUAACGUUCACCAACAUGCUGCGGCAGCGUAUCGACUUGCCUGUACAAUCGUUCAAAGCCAUGUCGCAUCCGAUCGUUCACAGCGAUGAAGGUAAUAACAUAAUGGCGCGUUACGAAAGAUUGAUAAAAAUAUUCGCAGAUAAGGAGAAUGAUCUUUUCACCGAAUGGGCGCGAACGGUACCGCAAACUGUUGAUGCUGGUCUCAACCGUCAUCUAGUUUGUAGAGAGGCUGAUGGUAUUUUGCUACUAAAUUUUGAUCCCGAUCUUCUCGCGGUAUUGAAAGAAGUGAACUAUUUGAAACAAAUGUCCCGUUCUGAUAUUCCCCAGGAAGCAAUUAAGGUAUCCGAGAGCGCGGAAACGUUCAGAAAAUUUCGCACGAUGCUAGGCAGCACGGUCGAUUCAUACAACAACAUACGUAAAACAACCAAGCGAGUCGAGUUUGAUCUAAUCGUGUUGGAAGUGGCGCGGAUCGAUUCCCUGAUAUCCCGCGGAGAAGAUGAGCUGUGCUGGAGAUCAGACGGGCUUCUGGAAUAUAUAACGGAGUUGGGCGAUCUCGUGGAAGGGUUGUGGAAGCGCAUGAAGUCCGCUCAAUCGAAUGUGGAGAAGAUCAGAAGCAUUUUGGAACCCUGGACGAAAAUGCCUCUCAUAGAACGAAGGGACCGUCGUAAGGAGACGUUGCUAGCCUUGGAAGAUCGUACGGAAAAAGUAUCGAAACGCUACGCGGAGAUCACGAAGGCCGCUGAGCAGAUACACUCGAUAUUGGAGGAAAAUAAAAUGCUCUUCCAAAUUAACGAGAUCGAGCAGGAAGCCUGGCAAGAAUACGUGAAGUAUAUCGACGACAUUGUGAUCGAAUCUCUCCGGAAAGCAGUUGGAUGCUCCUUAGGCUAUUUGGCGGAAAGUAUGGAUCCAAUCGGUCAGUGCGAGCCAUUGCUUGAAGCAAAAUUAGAGCUUAGAGAACCAGAUUUGUAUUACAUGCCGUCACUGGAACCCGAAGAUCCAGACGGACUUGAUCAGUUGAUCCUCGGUCUGUUAAAUGACAUUACUGGUAUGGCCGGUUUGAUACCGCGAUUAAAAAAUGAUUCUAUAGGAUACGCUGAAGAAUUAGCAUCUGACGUAGACAUGAAGGGAAUGAGAGAUGAGAUACUGACAAGCGUAGCCACUGGUGUAGAAGAGGCUACUGACUUUUGUAGCAAUUUUGAAGGCUACGCCUACUUAUGGCUGGAUGAUAGAGAUGUUGUAAUGCAACAAUUUCUCGAGUACAGCCGGCAAUUGUCAGUGGAAGAAAUGGACAUGGUGGCGACUCAGGACCCUAAAGGUCCGACAAAGUCACCGCCGAAAAUGGAGCAAUUUCGCGAACAAAUUGAUCUUUAUGAGGGCCUCUAUCUCGAGAUCGAAGAGAUGGAUCUGUUCAAAGUAUUUUGCGGCUGGUUCAGAGUAGACCUAAGACCCUUCAGACAGUCAGUACUAAACACGGUGUGCAAAUGGUCGAGCAUGUUCAAAAAACAUUUAGUCGAUCGUGUAACAAGCAGCCUUUCCGAUUUGGGAGCAUUCAUAAGAUUAGCGGACGAGGGAUUGUUACAGCAAGUACAACCGGGUGAUUAUGCGGCUCUAGUUAGCAUAAUGGGCUACCUACUGCAGGUGAAAGAACGCCAGCCAACUACGGACGAGAUGUUCCAACCAUUAGAGGAAACCAUUGAAUUGCUCAAGUUCUACGAUCAAGAUAUACCCGAAGAGGUAAACGUGCUACUGCAAGAAUUGCCUGAGCAGUGGGCAAACACAAAAAAACUUGCUCUUAUGGUGAAGCAGCAAGUUGCGCCACUGCAGGCAGGCGAAGUAUCAAGAAUUCGCGGUCGAAUCUGCGCGUUUGACAUUACGAUAAGCCAGUACCGAGAAGCAUUUCGACGAUACACAUUCUUUAAGUACGACUGCCAGAAUCCGUAUGAGUUAUUGGACGAGGCUCACAAGGAGAUCCUUAUGUUGGAACGUCAAAUGAAGGAUAUACAAGAAUCCGCCUCACUGUUUGAAGUGACGGUACCCGAAUUUAAACAGCUGAGGCAGUGCAGGAGGGAGCUGAAGAUGCUUAAGCAGCUCUGGGAUUAUGUAAAUAUAGUGCAGAGUAGUAUCGAGGGCUGGAAGACGACGCCCUGGAGGAAAAUCGACGUGGAGAAUAUGGACAUCGAAUGCAAGAAGUUUGCGAAGGAGAUACGUGCGCUGGACAAAGAAAUGCGGCCAUGGGACACCUACGUAUCGUUGGAAGCGACAGUGAAGAAUAUGCUGACGUCGCUGCGUGCCGUAGGAGAAUUGCAAAAUCCAGCCAUUCGGGAGAGACACUGGCGACAGCUGAUGAAUAGUACUAAGAAAUUGGGCAACAUGACUCCAGAAAUGACCGUUCGUUUCGUAAUGGACGAAUCGACGACUCUAGCCGAUCUGCUCGAGUUGAAUCUCCACGAAUGCGAGGAGGAAGUUAAGAAUAUCGUGGAUAAAGCGGUCAAGGAAAUGUCCAUGGAAAAAUAUAUGAAAGAGUUGAAUAUUACGUGGACGAAAAUGGAGUUCGAGCGAGAAGUUCAUGCUCGCACGGGAGCUACUUUAAUAAGAGCUAGUGAAGAAUUGAUUGAGACCUUGGAAGAGAACCAGGUACAAUUGCAAAAUCUAAUCACGUCGAAAUUUAUCGCGCAUUUCUUGGAGGAAGUGUCGUCGUGGCAAAAGAAAUUAAGUAUUGCCGAUCAGGUGACGACGGUCUGGUUCGAAGUUCAACGUACUUGGAUGCAUCUCGAGAGUAUCUUUAUGUCGUCUGAAGAUAUUCGACGGCAAUUGCCGGUGGACGCCGAGCGAUUCAAUCGCAUUGACAAGGAAUUUAAGGAGAUGACGGAGGAGAUGGCGAAAACGCCGAACGUCGUCGAAGCGACGAAUAAGGACGGUCUUGUGACUGCUUUGGACGUCCUGCAGAAAGAGCUUGUAUUAUGCGAGAAGGCAUUGGCGGAGUAUCUCGAAACGAAGCGUCUUGCCUUCCCACGAUUCUACUUCGUCUCUUCCAGCGAUCUGCUCGACGUACUCUCGAACGGGAACCAACCGGAAAUAGUAGCGAAACACUUGACAAAGUUAUUCGAUUCUAUGGCGCGUCUGAAUUUCGAUACUAAGAGUAAUGCAGUAAAACGCGUCUUAGGCAUGUUUGCUAAAGACGGGGAGUACGUGGAAUUUGCAAACUGUGAAAUGAUUUGCGAAGGCGCUGUGGAAGGGUGGUUGAAUCGUCUUCAGACCGCUAUGCGCGUAUCUAUCCGGCAUUAUUUCAGCGAAGCAGUGGUGGCAUACGAGGAGAAGCCACGAGAGCAAUGGCUGUUCGAUUACCCGGCACAGGUGUCUCUUUGCGGAACGCAAAUCUGGUGGACCACUGAGGUCAAUAUGGCCUUCGCACGUCUCGAGGAAGGCUAUGAUAAUGCGAUUAAAGACUACCUGAAGAAACAGAUCUCGCAGCUGAGCACUCUGAUCACGCUGCUGAUAGGAGAAUUGACCAAACAGGAGAGACAGAAGGUCAUGACCAUCUGUACCAUCGAUGUCCAUUCUAGGGACGUCGUGGCGAAACUGGUGCAGUCGAAGGUGGAGAGCGCGCAGGCCUUUCAAUGGCAGAGUCAAUUGCGGCACAGAUGGGACGAAAAGGAAAAGGAUUGCUUCGCAAAUAUUUGCGACGCACAGUUCAAAUAUUCUCACGAAUAUCUGGGUAAUACUCCCAGAUUGGUCAUAACGCCGCUAACGGACAGAUGCUACAUAACUCUGACGCAAUCUCUGCAUCUCAUUAUGGGCGGUGGUCCAGCCGGACCGGCCGGGACCGGAAAAACCGAGACCACAAAAGAUCUUGGCAGGGCUCUUGGCAUAAUGGUGUACGUGUUCAAUUGCUCCGAGCAGAUGGACUACAAGUCCUGUGGUAACAUAUACAAGGGGCUGGCGCAGACCGGCGCGUGGGGUUGCUUCGACGAAUUCAACAGGAUUACCGUCGAGGUACUUUCGGUGGUCGCCGUGCAAGUGAAAUCAAUUCAAGACGCCAUCAGGGAUAAGAAAGAAAAGUUCAACUUCAUGGGCGAGACGAUAGCUCUCGAGCCGACCGUUGGCAUAUUCAUCACCAUGAAUCCCGGUUAUGCCGGCCGUACAGAAUUGCCGGAGAAUUUGAAGGCGCUUUUCCGUCCUUGCGCCAUGGUCGUGCCUGAUUUCGAGUUAAUAUGCGAAAUAAUGUUAGUAGCGGAGGGAUUUCAGGAUGCAAGGGUACUCGCAAGAAAGUUUAUCACGUUAUACACGUUGUGCAAGGAGCUGUUAUCCAAACAGGAUCACUAUGACUGGGGUUUGAGAGCGAUAAAGUCGGUCUUGGUAGUUGCUGGUAGCUUAAAAAGAGGCGACCCUGGCAGACCAGAAGAACAGGUACUAAUGAGAGCUCUGAGGGAUUUCAAUAUUCCCAAAGUGGUGUCGGAUGAUCUGCCGGUCUUCAUGGGUCUGAUAGCCGAUUUAUUCCCAGCAUUGGAUGUUCCUAGGAAGAGAGACGUUGAGUUCGAGAAGAUGGUCAAGCAAGCGGCCGCCGAUCUAAGUCUGCAACCGGAAGACGGUUUCAUUCUCAAAGUCGUGCAGCUCGAAGAACUAUUAGAGGUGAGGCACUCCGUCUUUAUCGUGGGUACAGCCGGUUCCGGAAAGACCCAAGUUUGGAAAACGUUGUUCAAGACUUAUCAUAACAUGAAGAGAAAGCCGGUAUACAACGAUCUUAAUCCUAAGGCUGUGACCAACGACGAGCUCUUCGGUAUAAUCAAUCCAGCAACGCGGGAAUGGAAAGACGGGCUCUUCUCGUCGAUAAUGAGAGAGCAGGCCAACCUGGGCGGCGAAAAUCCAAAAUGGAUCGUCCUGGACGGCGACAUCGAUCCGAUGUGGAUCGAGUCGCUGAAUACCGUUAUGGAUGAUAACAAAGUUCUGACAUUGGCCAGCAACGAACGAAUAGCCCUUACGCCGGCCAUGAGAUUACUCUUCGAGAUAUCGAACCUGAGAACUGCCACACCUGCCACGGUUUCGCGUGCCGGUAUCCUGUACAUAAACCCGCAGGAUUUAGGAUGGAAUCCGUACGUGACUAGCUGGGUCGAGAAACGAUCUUUACCAAGCGAAAAGUCGAAUUUAGUCAUGCUCUUCGAUAAAUACAUCCCCACUUGUCUUGAAACUUUACGAACAAGAUUCAAGAAGAUAACGCCAAUACCUGAUAUGGCGCACGUUGAGAUGUUAUGUCAGCUUCUCCAUUGUCUUUUAAAACCAGAGCUGACGGCCGGCGACUUUCACAAGGAGCAUUACGAACUCUAUUUCGUGUUCGCCGCCGUUUGGGCCUUUGGUUCCUCCAUGUUUCAGGAUCAAACUGUGGAUUACCGAGUAGAGUUCACUAAAUGGUGGACCAACGAAUUCAAGCAAGUGAAAUUUCCCCCUCAGGGAACGGUUUUUGAUUAUUACAUCGACAAUGAGACGAAGAGUUUCGUUCCUUGGACGGAACGUCUCCCAAAGUUUGAGUUGGAUCCGGAGAUAUCGUUGCAAGCCGUUCUAGUCUACACGGCGGAGUCUAUCAGAAUAAAAUACUUUCUCGACUUGUUGAUGCCAGAAAAGCAUCCGAUAAUGCUGGUCGGCACGGCUGGUUGCGGUAAGACUGUUCUGAUCGCCGAUAAACUUCUUCAGCUUUCUGAAAAUUAUGCGGUCUCCAAUGUACCGUUCAACUUCUACACCUCGUCCGAGAUGCUGCAGAAGAUCCUGGAGAAGUCGCUGGAGAAGAAAGCGGGUAGAAAUUACGGUCCGCCGGGAAACAAGACUUUGGUGUAUUUCAUUGACGACAUGAAUAUGCCGGAAGUGGACGCGUACGGCACAGUUCAGCCUCACACGUUGAUUAGGCAACACUUAGAUUACGGUCAUUGGUACGAUCGAACUAAAUUAACUUUGAAGGAUAUUCACAAUUGCCAAUACGUCAGUUGCAUGAAUCCGACUGCCGGAUCAUUUACGAUUAAUCCGAGAUUGCAGAGACAUUUCGCUGUAUUCGCUGUCAGUUUUCCGAACGUUGAUUCUUUGACGACAAUAUACUCCUCCAUUUUGUCGCAACAUUUCGCGAAUGUAGAACACAGGUUUCCAAUAAGUGUCACCGAAUUAUGUCCCAAUAUCGUGCAAGCAAGUAUUCAACUGCAUCACCGCUGUGCUCAAAUGUUUCUACCGACAGCCGUGAAAUUUCAUUAUAUCUUCAAUCUUCGCGAGCUUUCUAAUUGCUUUCAAGGUCUAUUGUUUAGCGGCAAUGAGUGCUUACAGUCCUCGGUGGAUUUAAUUAGACUUUGGAUGCACGAAACUCAACGUGUCUACGGAGAUAAGCUAACGGAUGAGAAAGACAUCGAAACCUUUUUGAAACUGCAACUCGAUAUCUUGAAAAAGAAUGUGGAAGAGGUGGACGAGGGCGCGAUUCUGGAAAAGCCCAAUAUUUAUUGCCAUUUUGCAGGAGGCGUCGGAGAACCGAAAUACAUGCCCAUCAAGGACUGGACGACUUUACAUCGGCUGUUGUCAGAAGCAAUGGUCAGCUACAACGAUUUGGUAGCGGCCAUGAAUUUAGUGCUUUUCGAGGACGCUAUGAUGCACGUAUGUCGCAUAAAUAGGAUUCUAGAAUCGCCCAGAGGCAGUGCGCUCUUAGUAGGUGUGGGUGGCUCUGGUAAGCAGAGCCUUUCGCGAUUAGCAGCCUUUAUAAGUUCACUAGAGGUCUUCCAAAUUCAGUUGAAGAAGGGCUACGGCGUAACCGAUUUUAAAUUGGAACUCGCCGGCUUGUAUUCGAAAGCCGGCUUAAAGAAUUUGGGUAUCAUGUUCCUGAUGACAGACGCGCAAGUACCAAACGAGGAAUUUCUAGUACUUAUUAAUGACAUGCUCGCAUCAGGAGAAGUUCCCGAUUUAUUCGCCGAGGACGAGAUGGAGAAUAUAAUAGCAGGGGUUCGUAACGAGGUGAAAGGCGCCGGUAUGCUGGACACACGCGAAAAUUGCUGGAAGUUCUUCAUCGAUCGCGUUCGUCGACAACUCAGAAUAGUAUUAUGUUUUUCUCCCGUCGGUUCGACACUGCGGGUCAGAUCUAGAAAGUUUCCGGCAAUUAUAAACUCCACAAUGAUAAACUGGUUUCACGAGUGGCCUCAAGAGGCUUUAAUGUCUGUGUCGAAAAGAUUUUUGCAGGAACUGGGAGAGUUGCCAGAAACUUACAGAGAAUCAGCUGCCAAAUUUAUGGCCCAUGCACACACCAGUGUAAAUAUAGCUAGCCGCCAGUAUCUGAGCAGCGAACGUCGUUACAAUUAUACAACUCCGAAGUCUUUCCUGGAGCAAAUAAGCUUAUAUGCUAGGUUGUUAAAAACAAAAACUUCCGAACUACGUGCUAAAGUGGUUAGAUUGGAAAACGGUUUGGACAAGUUACGAUCAACGGCAGUACAAGUGGAUAAGUUAAAAAAGAAGUUAGCUGUACAAGAGGUAGAACUGCAGCAGAAGAACGAAGCUGCAGACACUUUAAUUGCUAUAGUUGGCGUCGAGACGGAGAAAGUCCAAAAAGAAAAGGCGAUAGCGGAUGAGGAGGAAUCCAAAGUAGCCGUGAUUGCCGAGGAAGUUUCGAAGAAGCAAAAAGACUGCGAGGCAGACUUAAUGAAAGCCGAGCCUGCUUUGCUGGCCGCGCAAGAAGCUCUAAAUACUCUGAACAAGGCGAAUCUCACGGAAUUAAAAUCAUUCGGCUCGCCUCCUGGCGCUGUAACAAACGUCACUGCUGCAGUCAUGGUCCUUUUGGCACCAGCUGGCAAAGUACCUAAAGAUCGCAGUUGGAAAGCUGCCAAGAUCGUGAUGGCGAAGGUAGAUACCUUUCUGGAUUCCUUAAUCAAUUAUGACAAAGAGAAUAUACAUCCCGAGGUGAUUAAAGCUAUACAGCCGUAUCUCAAGGAUUCCGAAUUCGAGCCUGAGUUUGUAAGAUCAAAAUCAGCCGCCGCAGCAGGUUUAUGCGCCUGGGUGAUCAAUAUUAUCAAAUUCUACGAAGUCUUUUGCGACGUAGAACCAAAACGUAAGGCACUCGCACAUGCAAACGCGGAGCUGGCUGCAGCUCAAGACAAGCUUAGCGGUAUCAAACGAAAAGUAGCUUCCUUGGAAGAACAGCUGGCGAAAUUAACGGCGGACUUUGAGCAAGCGACAUCCGAGAAAUUGAAAUGCCAACAAGAAGCCGACGCCACCAACUCAACGAUCGCGUUAGCAAACAGAUUAGUUGGCGGUCUGGCGUCCGAAAACGUUCGUUGGGCCGAUUCAGUGGCCAACCUGAUGCAGCAAGCAUCGACGUUACCCGGUGAUGUACUAUUGGUGACGGCUUUCAUAUCCUACGUGGGUUGUUUCACAAAACAAUUUCGACAGGAUUUGCUAAAUAAGCAAUGGCUGCCGUUUAUACGCACCAUGGACCCGACAAUACCAAUUACCGAAGGUCUAGAUCCUCUCUCGCUGCUAACGGACGACACGCAAAUCGCCAAAUGGAAUAACGAGGGAUUGCCGAAUGAUCGGAUGUCGACAGAGAACGCUACAAUACUAACCAACUCGGAUCGUUGGCCGCUAAUGAUAGAUCCACAGCUUCAGGGUAUAAAGUGGAUCAAGGAAAAGUACGGAGACGAACUGAAAGUGAUCAGAUUAGGUCAACGUGGUUACUUGGAAGUGAUUGAGUUAUCAUUAGCGAAUGGAUCUACAGUUCUGCUGGAGAACAUUGGUGAGACUGUAGAUCCCGUUCUGGAUCCUUUGCUAGGUCGAAAUUUAAUCAAAAAGGGUCGAGCCAUUAAGAUUGGCGAUAAGGAGGUGGAAUACAAUUCCAUGUUCAGAUUGCUAUUGCACACGAAACUGGCUAAUCCCCAUUACAAGCCGGAAAUGCAAGCGCAGACCACGCUGAUUAAUUUUACGGUGACGAGAGACGGCUUGGAAGAUCAAUUGCUCGCGGAAGUGGUUAAGGCGGAGAGACCAGAUUUAGAGGAACUGAAGGCGGAGCUUACCAGGCAACAGAAUGACUUCAAGAUUACUCUCAACAGUCUCGAAGACUCACUUCUCUCGAGACUGUCAUCAGCCGGCAGCAAUGUCCUUGAAGACACAUCUCUCGUGGAGAACUUAGAGACCACUAAGCGUACUGCCGCGGAGAUCGAGUCUAAAGUUACGGAAGCUCGCGGCACCAGCCGGCAAAUCGACGCGGCACGAGAAUUAUAUCGGCCAGCUGCAGCGAGAGCCUCAUUGCUAUACUUCAUUCUGAAUGAUCUGAAUACAAUCAAUCCUAUUUACCAAUUUUCGCUAAAGGCCUUCAGCGUGGUCUUUCAGAAGGCAAUCUUAAAGGCCGAUCCCGCGCCCGACGUUGCGGGAAGAGUGCAGAAUCUGAUCGAGUGCAUCACAUACUCGGUCUUCAUGUACACCAGCAGGGGGCUUUUUGAGUGCGACAAGUUGAUCUUCGCCUCGCAGAUGGCCUUUCAAAUCUUGUUGGUGAGAAACGAAGUCACGGCUAGCGAGCUGGACUUUCUCCUGAGAUUCCCUAUAACGCCGCACGUCACCUCGCCGGUCGAUUUCCUCACCAACACUAGCUGGGGUGGCAUAAGAAGUCUCGCUACGAGGGAGGAGUUUCGGAAUUUGGAUCGGGACAUCGAGAGUUCCGCCAAACGCUGGAAGAAGUUCGUAGAGUGCGAAUGCCCGGAGCGCGAAAAGUUUCCUCAAGAGUGGAAAAAUAAGACGGCCAUACAACGUCUGUGCAUGCUGAGAGCUCUGAGACCGGACAGGAUGACGUAUGCCAUCGCGACGUUUAUCGAGGAGAAGCUUGGUGCGAGAUACAUUGAGGCGAGAACGGUGGAGUUCGCGAAAUCUUUCGAAGAGACUAGCCCAAGCACUCCCAUUUUCUUUAUCCUGUCGCCGGGGGUAAAUCCAUUGAAGGAUGUGGAAGAUCUAGGUCGUCGCCUUGGUUUUACGUCAGAUAAUCAAAAUUUCCAUAAUGUGUCUCUUGGCCAAGGGCAAGAAACAGUGGCUGAACAGGCUAUAGACGUAGCAGCCAAAAAUGGUCACUGGGUGGUGUUGCAAAAUAUACAUUUAGUUAAAAAGUGGCUUCCACUGCUGGAGAAGAAAUUGGAGACGGCCGCGGAAGGUUCUCAUUCCGAUUACAGAAUGUUUAUGAGCGCAGAACCGGCUAGCACGCCAGCCGGUCAUAUAAUACCUCAAGGUAUUCUAGAAUCAUCGAUUAAAAUUACAAACGAACCACCUACUGGCAUGCAAGCUAAUUUGCAUAAAGCUCUGGACAAUUUCACUCAAGAGACUUUAGAAAUGUGCUCUAAAGAAGCCGAGUUCAAAGCGAUUUUAUUCUCUUUAUGCUACUUCCACGCAGUCGUUGCGGAACGUCGUAAAUUCGGACCCCAGGGUUGGAAUAAAAUAUAUCCCUUCAAUGUGGGAGAUCUGAACAUCAGCGUCAGCGUACUUUAUAAUUAUUUGGAAGCAAGUUCAAAAGUUCCUUGGGAAGAUUUAAGAUAUCUUUUCGGAGAAAUUAUGUAUGGCGGUCACAUAACGGAUGACUGGGACAGGAGACUUUGUGUAUCCUAUCUUGAAGAAUUAAUGCAACCUGAUUUGAUCGACGGAGAAUUGCAACUGGCACCAGGUUUUCCCGCGCCGCCUAACACAGAUCUAGUCGGUUAUCAUACAUACAUUGACGAAGCCAUACCACCGGAAUCGCCGUAUUUGUACGGACUACAUCCAAACGCGGAAAUCGGCUUUCUAACGAUGACGGCUGAGAAUUUAUUCCGAACGGUCUUUGAAAUGCAACCGCGUGACACUGGCAGCUCCGGAGGACAAACCGUUACCCGAGAGGAGAAGGUGAAGCAAGUAUUAGACGAGAUAAUAGAGAAGUUACCCGAAGAGUUCAACAUGACGGAAAUCAUGGGAAAAGUGGAGGAACGGACACCGUACGUGAUUGUCGCCUUUCAAGAAUGCGAGAGGAUGAAUUUCCUAACAACUGAGAUUAAACGAUCGCUACGGGAGUUAGAUCUGGGCCUGAAGGGCGAGCUCACCAUAACGUCGGACAUGGAGGAUCUGGAGAACGCGUUGUUCUUCGAUCAAGUACCGCCGGUGUGGGCUAACAGAGCUUAUCCGUCUUUAUUGGGUCUAACCGGUUGGUUCGUCGACCUGCUGCUGAGGAUCAGAGAGCUAGAAACGUGGUCGACGGAUUUCGUUUUACCGGCAUCGGUGUGGCUCGCCGGGUUUUUCAAUCCCCAAUCGCUACUCACCGCCAUCAUGCAAUCGACAGCUAGGAGGCACGAGUUGCCGCUCGAUAAAAUGUGCCUCCAGUGCGACGUGACCAAGAAGAACAAGGAGGAAUUCACGUCAGCGCCGAGGGACGGAGCCUACGUCCACGGAAUAUUUAUGGAAGGCGCACGAUGGGACAUCCAAACAGGAAUCAUCGUCGAUUCCAGGCCCAAGGAAUUAUAUCCGGCGAUGCCGGUGAUUAAUGUACGCGCGAUCACGCAGGACAAACAGGAUUUGAGGAACAUGUACGAGUGCCCGGUGUACAAAACACGUACGCGUGGCCCGACAUAUGUAUGGACAUUUAAUUUAAAAACCAAGGACAAACCGGCCAAAUGGACGUUGGCUGGCGUUGCUCUCCUGCUGCAAACUUAGAUAGAACAAAUGUCACUAGCAAUUAGUCGAAGUAGAUCGCUUAAAUAAUAUUAUAUAGACAUCGUUAUUGUACCUGCUCGUAAGAUGAUAAGCAUUAAUCACUUCUUUGUUAGAUAUUUUCGCGAGUGAUCUUUGUUACUAUAGAUAAGGCAGUAUUUUAUACUUUUUUGUUAUGUAAAAAAACAAACUGUAAAAAUAUUAGUCAGAAUUUAAUUAAGAUUAAUAGAAUCGUUCACAUUUAUUUGUUGUAAAAAUGUUUUUCAUUAUAUUUUUACAUUCUAAUAAAAAUGUCACUGUAAAUAAAUAAAUAAACAUAUUUUACGUACACGAUAAUCAUUUAGAUAUUAUUAUUACUCUUGAAUUAUUACUUUUCUGAGAAAAAUUUGCUAUUUACUCGCGAGACGAUGUUUCGCGCGCAGAUCUGCAAUUACGGACGUAUAAAGAAGAGAACGAUUCGACGGCAAAUCCCAAACGGUCGACCGAAGGUGGGGUGCUUCGAGGUCGACUAAUCGACCGAGAGUUAAUAAAACGUAGGAGGAGAAACGACGCGAGGUCUCCGAGGAGUAUCCGGCCCGUUUCACGAACCGGCGUUCAGUUUUCCGCGACAGGGAAAAAGGAGAAAUUAUCCGUCAUUCGUCGGAAUCGGGAGCCCUUCUCCCUGAAGACGUCGGAGAUCAAUACCCGGUAUCCCGGAGUAAACAAAAGCCGAUGCCUAUCUAGCUGCAAAGUGUCGGUCAAUUUAAUUUAGUACCGAGCCCCAAGAUCGGGAUAUACGAUGAGAGAAAGAAGGAAAGUAGAAUGUGUCCGCGCGCGGAGAACACAAAGCUCCUCCAUAUCGCCGCACGCAUCAAAAUUGCAUCAUGUUAAAAAUAAAUAAAAUAUUCGACUUAGACGUGUGCCUUUGAACUAUAGUAGUUCUCGCACAGUAAAAAUUUUAUCGUACAAGAGAUAUCGGGCAAGAUCUUUUCGUUAUCGAUUUCUUUUAUAGAGUACUUAAUAGAGUAAAAUUCAUUUAAUAAUCGUAUGAUUGAUGGGUAGAUGCAAGUUGAAAAAAACUCUCAAAAUAAUCGAAAAUGAAAAAUAUUAUUAUGAAUUAUACCGUGAAUUAAUUCAAUGAGAAAAGAUUGCGCGACAUCCCGAAUUCAAUUUCACGCGCGCUUUAAUAAAGUUAACAAAUUGGAGUAAACGGAGAAAUUCGUCCCCCUAACAUUGAUCUACAUGUGUGCCAAUUUAAUAAUAAAAAAGGAAUUUAUUUUCUUCCUACAAAGAUCAGCAACAUUAUUAUUAUUGCAUUCUGGUCACCCUAAUAGUUCGGGCACACAGCAAACAUACAGCGGCACGACUAGUAGUACGAUCUGCACAAAGUCAACUCAUGAAUCCCAUCGGACAAAAGGGGGACAAAGAAAAAAAAUUAUCGUCCCUUUGACGGUUCCCAGUGAUUGGCUCUCGGACACCCUUCUCGUGAUACGUGGCGGAUCGAUCGGCAUCCGUGCACCAGCUUCAAUCACGGUUUUCAUUAAGCCGCGCUGGACGGCGGAGGGUAAAAGCUCGAAUAGCUGAUGCUUCGUGUGUCAGGCGGAACGAGAGGAAGCUUCUGGUUUCAGGAUUUGCGCUUCUGGCACGAACUUCGAAAGAAACUUCAACGCCUAAUUGGGCAUCAGCCACUCGUUAGGCGAUAUCUCGAAAAUUGCGUCGGCUUUGUUAUUGAACAAAGAAUAAGAAAACGAAGAGAAAGAGAGAGAGAGAGAGAGAGAGAGAGAGAGAGAGAGAGAGAGAAAGAGAAAAAGAGAAAGGUCAAAAUUAACUGAAAGGUAACAUAGAAUAUUUUCAAUAUUAAAAACCAAAACAAAAAGUGUAUACAGAUUACAAAUACAAAAAAUAACAUGGUCGUAUUACACAUGCAUCAUUAAUUUUAAAUGUUGUUAUAAUUCACUACAGUAAAAAUUACAAUUAAAAUUAAUAUUUUAACUUGUCGUAGAAUGUCAUUAAAGAAAACCAAUAAUUUCCAAGAAUACGUUUAAUACUUUCUUCCGCGUAUUGUGAAAUUAUUAGUUUCAUUUUCUCGAGAGCGCAGCUUAUGUAAGCUUGAAAUCUCGAUAAGAACUCAGUAACGAAGGUCCUUGAAAUAAGAGUCUUCAAAAGGAAUCGAAGCUCGCGCUUGACGGAGAGUCUGUGCCAACAGGUAGUUCUCUCCAUUUUAAAGAUUUCGACCUUCGAUCCGUUUACAAUCAUCAGUUUUAUUCAAUGAACUGUUAACGAGCAUAUUUGAUGUGAGGAUUAUGAAUAAUGCCACAUUGAUCUUGCGUGUCUCGUCAGCCGUAACAAAAGAGAAUAUUAAUAGAUAUUCGUUAGCGUGAUAAAUCAUCCGUUGUCAAUAUAACGAUUUCGCAUUAUCUCUUUUAACCAUAAGCGCAUUCAAUCGUACUUCAAUUAAAGAUCAAUAAAAUUGAACAUCCAAUAACAGAAGCAUUAGGAUAAUAAGUUGAUUCUUUCUCGUCAUUCUAUUUUAAAGUCUGAAUAUAUUUUCUUUCUUUUUCUUAUAGGGAGUAGAAUCUUAAUUUAUUAAAAGUGUGCGGAUAGCAAAUUAUUAAGUUUAUGAAAUUUAAAACGUUUGUGCAGCCGGACUUACGAUUAUUAAUUGUACCCAUAUGUGCAAAAAUAUUGGUAAAUUUAUCUUAAUUUUUAGUUAUUUUCAUCUCACUUAGUGAAUUAAUAUUAUGUCAGAGACAAAAAGUUUCAGAUGAAAAGUUGAUAAAUUUCUUUUCAUUAACGUAACGAGGGAAAUGCCGCAUACAUAAAAUAACUUGGUGUAUUGUACUACACGGAUAUGAUUACUCGUUGGAAAGUUUGCCUACUUUGUUUAUUCGAUACAAGGAAUUCGCGUCAAAGUAUUGUAGUAUUAUGGAAAAAGUCCACGGUCAUCGUUAGCACGAGGGAGAGUUAAUGGCUCCUUUGUCUCGUUCUGAGAGCAGGCGACUUCCAUUUUUCAUCGGCAUCGGUGCGGCUGAAACCGUCGUUCUUUUAGCGAGUUAAUCAUUUUUAAAGGACCGACCGCAGGUGACGGUGCGUCAUACUCGUCGUGACCGUGAUAUUAAAGGACGUCAGGCAUUCUCGUCUAGAAUUAAAUUUCUCGGGGCGGGGAAAAGCCCGAGUUUAGACAGUCACCCCCCUGGUUGCGGAGGGGUAAUGAAACGCCACGAGAGCUGCCGCGCAAUUUGUUUUGCAUGCGGACGACAUUUUUCAUUUCGUGGAAGAAUGAUCUGACGUUUAGCUCUCAAGUUCUCGAAUGUCUGCGUUGCACUCCUUAAUCCUGACAGAGAUUCCAGCAGAUCCGAAAUACAAUACGGUAUAGUGUAUCCGUAGGUGCAGCGUGCACUUGCGGCGUGCAACAAGUAAAAUGAUAUCUUAUUGCGACGUCUAAAAAUAUUUUCACGUAUCACUUUUUCAUUUUUGCGGUAUCUACAGUUUGUCACGUACGCCGGACGUCACGGAGAGAGUAAGCCGCGAGAAAAACGUUUCAGAUACCGAGGUGUUUGACACGUUGAAAGAAUAGAACGUGUCAGAUAUAAUUUUUCAUUUCAGUCUCUGUGUAAAUCGUCUCGUUGAUGGGACAUGCGCGGAAAAUAUCUCGUUCAAGGACAUACGAGACAUCGCACGAUUCUAUCUCUUCAUUCUCAUCUUUUCUGAAUUUCACGAGAGCAAAUUAAAGAAUGCGGAAUAAUUAAAAAAAAAAGGAUUGUUUGACUUUAAAACUCACGUAAUUUUGUUCCCGCGUGCCUUGCAAAAAUUAUUGAUCGGAGAUAUAGAUAUGGCGGCGGGAUGCGGAGGUAUUAAUUAAGCAUUUGCGAAGGGCGAAUUGGAACGGUAGGCGGGUGGAUCGUGGAGACGUAGCUAACUAGAGAGACCUUUGAGCACCGACUUCGGCUCGGGAGAUCUGUAAACCAAUUAGUGACGCCUCGUCGAUACGGAGGGCUAAGUCGUCCUAACCGGAUCGUUCGGUUAAACUGCUUACUUGAUUACAUGACGUUAGUUAGCGUCACUGUAGUCGCCUCUGUCGACCACAGGUGAUACCCCCAAAUUCCGAUCACGUAAAGAUCCGCCAAUUUUUGGUACUUGGGAACACUUCGACUGUCACUAAUGUCGGAAAGGUAAUUUUAUAGAGCAAGACGAGUCUUGUCGUCGCGAUAUUUUCGCUUGGGUCGGUAUAAUUCAUGCUGCGGAAAAUCAAACUAAAAUAAUAAAAUAAUAGUGCUUUAAUUUCGUAGACUAAUUAUUUCAAUCAAUUCAAUGAAUACUCAGAUGAAAAGGUUGGAAAAGAAUUUAUCGCGUAAUCUAUGCAGAAUAUUUAUAAAAGUACUAUAAAAGUAUACUGUUAAUUUCAUUGAGUCGUCAUUGUUUCUACUCAAUAUUUGGUUAAUUUGAUUAAAUCAAUGAAGAUAUAAUUAAUGACAUAUUGUAACUAGACCUAUUAUUAAUAUUGAGCAAAUACCUAUUCAAUAUGUCGUUGAUUUAUUUUAUUUACCUUCACGUUUUUUAUUCAAAAUUAAUAAUAUAUUAAGGAGCAAUGGUGAGUUAUGGAUUAGUAAAAAAUGACUCAAGUUGAAUAUAAUUUGACGCUACGAGCUUAACAGUAUAUCUUUAUAAUAAUGGCACAAAACGAAGAGAAAAAUAGAGUUAGAGAGAAGAGAUUUGUUUACACGUUCUUGCCUCGUAAAUAUCCUUUUAUUAAGUCACGCAGAAUGCAUCAUAGAAUGUGGCAUAAUAGUAAGAGUAUAGUGGAAAGAGGGAAAGGACUUAUAAACUCCGGAAAUUGUAAACUCCUGGGCAUAUAUUGCGAGCGUAUUCCGACAAGGGUCACUCAAUAUAUACGCCGAGCCGUACGUGCGUUCAUACAUCCCUCGGGAGAUUACAACAAAAACGCGGGGGAAGAUAGUACACAAUGUGUGUAUGUGUGUGCGUGUAUGGGGGCCGCUACCUAAAUUCGAGCUACGUGUAUAUCCGCGCGAGAUACUUUUUUUCUUCACCCUACGCACGAAUGCCCACGGGGCGUUAUCAUUGCCCUAUUAAAUUCAAAAAUUACUUUUUCUCAAACGACAUGUAUAUUCACGCGGCGCACGACGAUUGGCUGUGAUUGGCUGUUCUUGAAUAGAUUAUUCACGUACUCGGUUGUAGCUGUAAAUAUGCAGAGGAUAUAAAUUACGAUGCGAAUUUCUGUUUGCACGUAAUUUCUAAAAAUCAACAAUAAGUAAAUUUAUUUGCGUACUUCUCUCGCAACGAAAACGCAGAUAGAAAUAAUACGGGCCGGCUAGGCAGGGGUAGUUCAGGCGUCGCCUAAACUUACAGGAGAUAUUUUUCCCCCUUCAGUUGAAAUCCACUCGGGACACGCGCGCAGCGAGUUAUUCGAUAGGUUCGAGCCUCGCCAAACAGUGGUUGGUUCAAUUGUAUACUUUGACUUUCUCUCGUUCCCUUUCUCCCUUCUGCGCUUCGUAUUACCCUCAUUAAAGGUGGUAGUUUAAUUAUACCGGUGAUGUUAUCCUAUACGCCCGCACGGCAAAGCGCGUAUUGUUCGCGACUGGCUUUUUUUUCCGGGCACGUGACUUUUUUGAACAAUGAAAAAAAGAAUCGCUUAUUGGUAUUUAAUUUUUUAUACGCCCGCGCUAUUGUCCGCGUAUACGUCAAAGCCAAUUUUCAGAAGCGCGUUUCUCUUCCCUCGUAGUCGACGUUUUAAUUUCACGUUCGUAUAUAGUCAUUAUUUUCGUUUCGCAUUGCCACGAACAUUCCCCACUCUCAGCUGUGUCCAUAGACAUGGAAAUUCAAAUCUUUGAUGUGUUUGCCGAUUCUCUCUUUUUCUCUUUUUCUAUCUCUCAAUUCUAUUUAAUGCUAACGUCGGAAAUUUUAAAUCCGCUGCUUGCUAAGCAUGCAAAUACCGCUCGAGCUUUCAAGAAACAAUUUGGCAUGCAUCCCGAAGCCGUUCCCUCUACCUUCCUUCCUAUGUACUUGAACCUUGACUGAUGACGCGAAUAUCUACCUUUUCUCUUGCAGAAAUUUAAAAGCGCGAGAGAAAAAUUCGUUUUAUUUAACAAGUCAUGUCGAAACGUCUGUCGUGUAGACUAUCUUAGUGAUUUACCGAGCUAUUUUUUAUUAUCGUUGCUAGAAAACAAUUAAGAAAAACGAAACGAUAAUUAUCUCCGCGUGCGUCAGAGACGUUUCGUACAUCAUUCAUGCAAAUUUAUGUCAAAUUUAUGCCGGCAGGCAAGUCAAAGACGGGAAUUAUACACUGCGGAACAAACGGUGAUUCCAAAUUUGUCGAACAAUUUGCAAUUUAAAGCCAUACCUAUAUACAUAUAUACAUAUACCUAUAUACAUAUUUGGGACGUAUCGUAUUUCGAAUGCAACGGCAAAAUUAUCAGCCGCGCUGCUGAAGUGUAGCAAAUUGCGACAAUAACAAGGAGAAGAUGAAUCACGCCGGUGAGGCGUGAAAUAUUCCUGUCGCGCGAUAAUCAACACGAUAAUUACGCCUUCGUUAUCACUCGCGACGUCGUCGUCACGACUGCCGGGCGUUUCUCGCGCGAAGUAAAUAAUAUCGCCAGCUGAUAUUUGCGCCGAACCGGUCUAGAGCGUCCACGGGCCUCGAGGGAUCCUCGAAGCAUUUACCGUUAAUACGAUUAAAUCGAGAUGCGUGAUUCAUUCCGGCCCCAAUAAUGCCGUGAGCAAAGGCACGUGUUAUCGGCUCGGGGCCAACCGGUCGGCCGAUCCAUCUUCCGAACGACGCUUGAGUUUCUUUCGAACGGCCGUUUCUCCGGAGAGUCGUCCGCCAGCUCGAGAUACACGUUACGUCUACUGGAUCUAGAUAAUUAACGAUCUCCCGGCGGGUCAUUUCAUCGUGCGGCGUGUAACUCCGUGACGAGCGCACGUGGAACUUUGUCUAAUUUGCGUUAGAACACAUCGACACCAAUUUUCCUAACGAGAAGUUCGAGAAGUUCCUUUCUCCACGGGGAAAUACAUCGUUUUCUCGUAGUAUGAUUUAUGUUAGAUAAUCAACUUUUCCAACGGGUCGUUCCGUCGCUGCAGCGCGCGGAGACUUCAUUAAACUAAUCUGUUUUCGAUCAUACAAACGUCAACACGUGUCUUCUAACGAGAAGUUCGAGUCCUUUCUUCAUGGAAAUAAAUCUCCUUUGUAUUAUGAUUUAUUAUGUUAGAUAAUCAAAUUCUCCGACGGAUUAUUUUUAUCGUGCAGCAUACGUUAUAUCAACAUCACAACGUACAUUCUAACGAAAAAUACAGAUAUUUUUACAGAAGUAAAUUUUCUUGUACAAUUCUGCGACAAUUAUCUCUUAAUUUUUUAAAUGUAUAUAUAUUAGUAAUUUAAUGUGUUACUAUAUUAUAUAUUAAAAUAAAAUAAAUUUAUUAAUAACUAAAUAUUUAGACGACUGUCGAAUCCGCGUUCACGUGUACAAAUAUGUACAAAGAGAGACUAGUUCCACUCCAGACUAGUCGCACAUGUUUGCGUUUGUGCAGAGAAGGGUGUCACUUGAACAGGCCGCGCAACGGAGGAGAGAUGUUUUCGGCAGCGCGCGCUUUUUAAUCCCCUGUUUCGCGAUCCGGGCUGUCCGGAAUACGCGGAUUUAUAUGCGCACAACUACGCACACGGACGAGCGACGGACGCAUUUAAAUUCCGUCGAUCGGCCAUUGAAAACCGGAACGGGCGCUGUUAACCCUUACCGGGCCGUGCGCCAUUCUCGGGUGUUAUCGCGUCCCACCGGGAGACAAGGACGCGGGGAUCCCGGGAUUAUUCGACAGUCUGAACCGACAUUGAGACAAUAAUGUCAGGAUUACGUCAAGCUCGACGAGGAUUUCCGCCUCGCUCGCCUUAGACGCGCGUCAACCCGUGCUACAGUGCGCGACUUCAAUGCUUGAGCAUAGUCUCUAUAUAGAUCCAGACUCUCGACGACUUCUGCCAUCGAGAAUAAUACUGUCCCCCUCCCCUUUCUUCUCCCCGUAUUGCAGUCUUCUUCCAUUUUUCAGGAUAUUCCAUGAUAUUUGCCUUCUUUAUCACCUGUUCGAACGCCAGUACGUAACUCCGCGUUUACUGAGUUACGUGCAGCCUGCUGUUUGGUAUUCACGUUGCCGGCUGGAACAACGUGACGUUCGGAAUGUGCUCACCCUUUUCCCCAAGAUAAAGUCCUGAAGAUGUACGAGGCCAGGGUGAAUUAUUCGCCGCGCGUGUGGCGCAAUGCGUCGCGUGUCUCACGGCGAUAAUGUAGGCGCGGUGUAAAUGUCAUGUGCCACCAUUUCCAAGAUCGCGAUCGCGUCGCGAGCAGUAGGAUUUAUUCCAAUGGCAUCAUUGAAAAAAGAGAAAAGAAAAAUUGCCGUUAUCUAAAUUAUUGAGCAGUUAUACAAGUUGACAAGUCAAUUAAGUUCCUAAAAAAAUUAUCUGUAUAAGACGUAAAAAAAUAUUCUUAAAUAGUGUUACAUAAUCGGCCAUUUAUUCUAUAUCGCAUAACACAUACACACAAAAUCAUAUAAUGCUAGAAUUUAUAUUAUUAUUUAUUCAUUAUUAUAAUUUAUUAAUUUUAUCGUAGCAUUUUGUGAUCCAAAUACAGAUAGCGCCGUGCGAAAGCAAACACAAUUAUUAAUUAUUAAUCGUUAUUGCCUAAUUUUGCGAUAUUUAUUUCUAAUUUAUUCUUGCAUCUAGACUAGAACAGGUUUUUUUAAGAAGCAUAUACAUUCUUUUUCUACCACGAGAAACGUGCGCGUUUUUGUGGUAGAAAAAAACCUGCUUCACUCCGCGGAUAUUUUAAUGAUCGUCUGCCUAUUCAGAACACUUGAGGAAUCCAAUUAUUUUUCCAAUCAAUUUACCGAUAUAGGGAAUAAACGUUUAGUUCAGAAAGAUGCCAACAACAGAGCAGAGAAUCCCGAGAGAAAGAGGAAAGAGCGAUAAUGAGCCACUUGCGAAAAUAGAAAUUUCUUCCUCUUUUCGGUCAAUUUUUAUGUCUAGACUAAUAUUGCGAAACUUCCAGUGUUACGUAAACGGCCCAGUGCUAGAUAAACAGCUAUCUAAUAUCGCUUUAAUUACGAUAAAACACGAUAUAUCUGAAAGAUAUGCUUCGUGAGUCACAUCGCUUUGUCCUUCAGUUACCAAAAUAACAACCGGAUGCAUGAAUAAUACAGUUUUUUUUUAGACAACUUGUUUAAAUUUAUAUAAUCGCUCAGUUAAUAUUAACUCAGUUAUAAGCUACAAAGAAACACGAGAUAAAUGCACGAGAAACAUGACAUAAUUGUUCUGCGACAUAAUCUUGUUACCGAAGAUAUUUCCCCACCUCUCGAGAAAUGAAAAUUAUUAGAAUAUGUCUUCGAUAAUUGCAGUUAAUCUUCAGCCUGUACAAACAAACAUACAGUUUGCACAGCUAUUGUCUGUUAAUUGAAUAUUCAUACAAAGAACAGUAUUUACAUUUUGUCAGAUCAUCACGCCGAUCGAACCUGAGUAAAAUGUAUUUACAAUCCAAAAUUUCAAGAAAAUCGUAAUGAAGAUGCCGGAGAAAAUUUCAAAAAGUCGCUCUAUUUUCCAACGUGUGAUAUUUAGUCAAUCAUAUUUUUUGUGUCUGUCGACAUUGCUCAUGACAUUUACGAAGAGAAUUUCCAUGCCUUGUGCAAUGGAAAUACUCAUUGAGCUAAUUCUUUUGCGCUCGCAAGUAGUUAGCGUUAGUUUUUUACAGCGAGAAUCAGUAAUCAAACGGAAAUAAAUUCACGAUAAUAAUAUACGUGCCAGUACGUAACGUGUACUCUAAGCACCAUUUCGAAUUCAACCCUCGUUUCCUUGCAACGGGACCUCCGGCAGGGCAGCGGGAGUUUCGCAUCGACGUCGCUUUGUGGAGGGUUGAUCUGGCGGCCAUGUUUGGUUAGAGAAAAUUUCACAAUCCCACCCCUCGUGGUCGGCCUUCACGAUAGCAGCUUGCACGACACGUAAACUAACAAAGGGCUAUAAGCUCGUAAUAUUGCAUGAAGGUACACUUCUCUGAAACUUCACAAACUACGAUUUCGAAAAUUCAGCUGUAUGUUAAGUUAUAUUUAAAUGCCUCGAGAGAAAAGAAAAAAAAAACAAAAUUGUAUUUUGCAAUUAUUUUAAGAUAUCUUUCCUUUUUUCUUCUCUUUCUGAAAUUCUUUCUAAAUUUCUUGCAAUUUCGCGCGGUACGAAGAGACUAUAGAUAAAUGUUUGCAUUCUGCGAGCGGCUUCUACGUGCAGCUCGUGAAUUUCGAAGAGAUUUCAUGUGGACGGGUAAAUGGUCGAUCGAGAGGGGUGGCCAUGGCGACCAUGUCAGUUCCCAAUUAAACAAAUGCCGGCAGGAACUCGAGCAACCCCUCAGGCACUGGCGUCCAUCUCUCCUUGCUCUCUUGGUGUACGUCAACGGAUCUGCCCCUCUUGCUUUCUCUUGCUCUCCCGGCACGAGAGGGUUUCGAUCGUCGCACGUGCGGCAUGCGAAACUCGAGCUGGAUUCACCACGUGUGCGUUUCACUCGAGCUACACUUACUCACAAAAGUUACAUUUAGUUUUUCAAUAUACAUCUAUAAAAAAAAACGUGUGCAGACAUUACAAAAUUUCUAUAUUUUCUUUAACUUUUGUAAAUAACUCAUGGGAUUAUUCGUGUUUAUCGAUUGUUAAAACUGAGGGCAGCAGACUGCAGUAAUUGUCACCAUAUUAGCGUAUAGAAAAUAAUAUAAUAAAAAAUGUAAUAUAAAAAUUUAAAGAUGUGUGCGCAUGUACAAGGAAAAAUCGAAAUAAUUCGGAAUAUGAGACUGAGUUUUUCAUCAUAACAUAAUUCCAAAACUGAAUUCUGGAAAACUAAUAGGAGCGUUAUAAAGAGAUGAGAGAACCGUCAAACGUUCUAAAUUACUUUUUUCCCUUUAUCAUUAGCAUCGAAUGUACGCAGAUUUUUUAGACCAUGUGUACCUCCACAUUUCCCGCAUCGUGUAUCGUUCGCGGAUUGCCCGCGGCGUUAAUGCGAUCGACAGAGCGCACAAAUCGUGUUUGCGUAAGCGACGGUUUCGUAAUCGCCACGCUGUCCGAGGAAUUUUAAUAGCUAAAUACAAGGAAUCGCGUCGAAAAUUUCCAAACUACGUCACGAUAUUUGACAGGAAUACAAGCCUGAACGUAGAAGAGCUACCGGAUACUCUAAACGUCGUCCUCUCUCGACUUCUGGAUUACAUUACGGGGCCAAAUAUUGGAGCACCUCUUCGGAACACCGGUCGAAUUGUUUGACUUACGCGAUUGUGCGUUCGAACGUCAAGCUGGUUACGUUCGUUCGGCGUAUCCCGGGCCGCCAGUAACUGGACAACGACUGUGGAGAAGCUUUGCUAAUCCGGAAAGCGGCUUAAGGCAAACGCGAAGCCGAUCCCGUCGAAAGGCGGGCGGGGUUUCCGACUUCCGUCGUGUGUAUUCUGAGUGAGAACAUUAUUAUCUUGUUAGCGAGCAAUAUUCCGGAAGAAUAGCUUCAUUCGAAUCUACGCUCGGUGCACCGAGCAAGAUGCGCGGAAAAUGUAUUCACAUUCACUUGCCUCUUAUACCUAGACGAUCAAGUGCUG
Monomorium pharaonis (pharaoh ant) is the source of this 25416-nucleotide messenger RNA. It is a transcript of the gene Dhc93AB, whose product is annotated as dynein beta chain, ciliary. Gene Ontology annotation, biological process: microtubule-based movement. The transcript is spliced from 37 exons. NCBI's taxonomy places the organism in Eukaryota, Metazoa, Arthropoda, Insecta, Hymenoptera, Formicidae. The coding region runs from base 205 to 13836 and encodes 4543 amino acids. The record is from RefSeq and is a predicted model, not a curated record. Gene Ontology annotation, cellular component: dynein complex. Gene Ontology annotation, molecular function: dynein light intermediate chain binding; dynein intermediate chain binding; minus-end-directed microtubule motor activity.